Molecule: messenger RNA, 2971 nt
Organism: Quercus robur (English oak)
Lineage: Eukaryota; Viridiplantae; Streptophyta; Magnoliopsida; Fagales; Fagaceae
Exons: 14
Coding region: 99-1616 (505 amino acids)
Source: RefSeq, a predicted model, not a curated record
AUAUUAUUUCUCAAAUUUUAUUCCGUUCCCUUCCUCCAUAUUUUCCGUAAACUUCUACAAAUUCACCUGGUUACAUGGAUUGACUGAGACGCACCCAGAUGUGGCGGCAAAACGUUUUUCUGCAAAAUCCCGACUCCGACCAUAGCAUUUCCGAUGAGGAAGACUACGAUUCUAAUUUGCCCCAAAUUCCUGCCUCAUUAACCGGUGGUUUGGAGAAAAAGGAGGAACUGCAAGUUUUGUCGCGGCUCGAGAAACUUAGAGGUACUUCUGAUUGGAAUUGUGGAAAGAAAAAUAGCAAGAAUGACACACAUGUCUCUCUUGAAGAUGAUGGUGUUGAAAUGCCUGAAUUUCGUAACGAGGCAAGGAAGGCAUUCACGUGCAACCCGGACGAGGAAAUCAUCUCCGAUGAUGAGGUAAACAACGUGGUGUCGAAAUUUUCUGAUUCCUGCGAUGCUAAAAAGCUCCAUGAAGACAGUCUUUGUAGAUUUGGAAGUGGGGUGCAAGAUGGUGCACAGACAUGGUCUGCUGUAAGUAAAGAAGCUGAGGCACUGUUACAUUUGAAUGAGAAUGCAUCAACCCAUUCUGCCUACUCCAAAGCAAGCAAAUCUUAUAAAGGAGUCAGAUGCAGGGUUAAGCAAAAAUUUUCAUUCCGUUUCCAGUCACGUAAGGAAGAACCCUCCUGGCCUUCUUUAUCUAAGGAUGAAAAUGAUGUGUCAUUUGAGGUUCAUGAAGCACCUGAAAGAUUGGACACAUUUGAACCUAGAUCCGAAGAACAUUCAAUUGCUGAGGUUCUUGACGAUUGUCAGAGAGAGAAUCAAUUCCAGUCAGAGAAUUUACAUGCUCAAGUAGGAGCUCUUGGGCAUGGAUGCACUGAGCCAUCAAUGGCUGAGCUUCUAGAUGGCCUUCAGGACAGAGCUAGUUUGCAGAAAGGAGUUUCUAAAAAGUGUAGCAGAACAAAAGCUAAAAGGGUACAGAUUGUUGCAAAGAAAAUUAUCUCUCCACUGGGAGAUAGAACUGUUGACAGAGAGGAUUCCUCUGAAUCCAUGGGUAGUGGAUCAUCUAGUGAGGACAAGCAGGCCACAGAUCAAAAGCUAAAGGUUACAAUCCCAGAAAUGAAGAGGCAAACUAUGGCAGAUCGGUUUCAAGAAACUUUAGGUGCUACCUUUUUAAAUGAUGAAGGGGCCCUUGUUGCAGUGCCUAAAUCAUCAGGAAUUGGAUUAUUUGGGAAGUUGCAACAGCUCAUGCAGAAUGAAAAAGAAAGAGAUGUGUAUUUCUUGAAGAAGUUGCAGACUGGAUCUAACAAAAUUAGUAAAACUUGUGACUAUGAAGUACGCAGCAUCAUUGUAAAAAUCCUGGCAAGAUACUUGGAUGCAAAGCUGAUAGUUUGUCAAUGCUCUUUUGGCGAGAACAUAGAGAGCCCCACACCAUCAGGAAGCCCUCAAAUAAUGAUAAAUGGAGGAAGGAAAACAACAAUUAUUUUUAAUCCGAGAGUUUGCAGUGAUGUUGACCUUGAAGUUGGGAACUUGAUCUGUAUUCACCCACCAUGGAAGGAGGUAAAAGCAGGCAAUGAUGAGAGCAUUGUUCUCUCUACGUAUUUCUCCCAAAUUGUAAGUUGACCAGCUCAGGUAUGUCAAAAUUAGAGGUAUGUGCGCAUUAUAAGGAUCAUGUGAUCAGAUCAGUUUCAUCCAGAAUCAUGUGAUUCUGUGUACAGCCCUCAAUUUUUUUUUCACUCACCAAUGGCAAGAGACAUGGUUGGACAAAGUAUAUUACAAAUCUGUAAUCCAGUUUUUUGCAUUUUUUUUUUCUUUUACUCUCUCUUGCCUUAAUUUAUGCCUUGACCCAAUUCAAGUUGUACCCACUAAUGACAAUUUCGUGAGUGAGAAAGGAAGAUGAAAUUCUUCUGUGAAAUGAAAUGGAGGAAGAAACUUAAAAAUGUACUUCAGAUGGUUUCUUGUGCCUGAUUGAUUGACAAGAUAACCAAGGGAGUGUGAGAGACCAAGGCAAAACCAAUUUUUAUCUUUCAAGCAUGGUAACGUAAGUUUUCAUUGUUUGCCUACUGUCUUUGACUAACAAAUACAUGGAUCGAUUUGAAUUGAAAUAUUUGAAGAAGCUGCUUUGAUGAAAAAAAGUAUGUUGAUGGUGGAGUAUAGGACAUCAUAUAGGGAUCAAUUUUUGUCAUUUGUUAAAUUUAUAGUUUGUUAAAUAUAAUUAUUCAGAUGUUUUUAUGUGGGUUUUGUUUCUUAUUUCUAAUUGGUUUAGGACUUUUUUACCACCAAGUUCAAGUACUUGUAGAAUACUUUAUAGGUUAGCGUUAUUGUAAGAAUGUUAUCUCUUCAUCAUCAUAGAGUCUCUUGAAAAGUGUAUUUGAAAAUGUAGGUAGGUAAAAUAAAUAAAAAAGUGGAUUUUACUCCCCAAAUUGGGUGAAAAUAUGCCUUAUUUGUUGGAGAUGCUCAAUGUAUGUUAUCACUCACUCUUGGUCCAACAAUGGCUCAAUAAAUACCUCAUCACUGAAUGAAAUGGGCCGGUCUUAUUGUUUAAAUGAAACUAGUUGUAAACUGCUCACUGGAUUUUAACUUUAGUUUAUAGUUUUUUUUAGUUAAAAAAUUAAUAUUAGUUUUAAGUGCUUUUGCAUAUUUAUUUGAAUAUAAAUUGAGAGUGAUGGUAUAACUAUAAAUUCAUGAUUGAUUUAUAAAUUAUAUUAAUAUUAGUUUAUAAUUAAGAUUUGGUUUCUAAGUAAAGAAUCUAUAAUAUGGUUUUUGAAAACAUAGUUCUAGAAUGAGUAGAUGUCUAAGGAGAGAAGGGAGCUCAAAGUAAAAUAAUGGAAGAGAUGAUAUCUAUUUGGUGCAAAGAAAAGGUAUGCAAUUGAAGCAAGAAUAUUUUAUAGAUUCAAUUUUAUUAAAUUGUACCAUAUGGUGUAAGCAUAUGAGAUUAAAAUUUUAUUACAUUUAAUGAAUUGUUUUGUGAUUGAUUC